Messenger RNA from Candidozyma pseudohaemuli, 1785 nucleotides. RefSeq lists its product as uncharacterized. Gene Ontology annotation, biological process: actin cortical patch localization; endocytosis; plasma membrane tubulation. The transcript is spliced from 2 exons. NCBI's taxonomy places the organism in Eukaryota, Fungi, Ascomycota, Pichiomycetes, Serinales, Metschnikowiaceae. Gene Ontology annotation, molecular function: protein binding; lipid binding. Bases 1 to 1785 code for a protein of 594 amino acids. Gene Ontology annotation, cellular component: mating projection tip; medial cortex; Rvs161p-Rvs167p complex. The record is from RefSeq and is a predicted model, not a curated record.
AUGUCAGGCUUAGGAAAGGGAUUGUCCAAUUUGGGGCACUCGGUGAAGGACAAGAGCACGUCAUUUGGCCAUUCCGUCAAGGACAAAGGCUCCUCCUUGGGCUUAUCCGUCAAAGACCACGCCUACCGCAGAAAGCACUACUCGGUUGAUGAUGACCUACUACAUGACUUGUACCACAACUUGAAACAGACGCUGACAGCUUUGAAAUACUUGAGUGCUCAGACAGACCGCUUCCUGAAGAAGUACUGGCCCCAUGUUUUCGCCUCAAUGGCUAAGGCCACGAGGGGGUUUCUAGACUUGACUGGAGAGAACUCUCUUGAGUUCAAGGGCAUUGACGAAUACUACGACGCUUUUGACAAAAUCCUGAGCUUUCUGGAGCUGUUUGCCAUGCAUCCGAAGGAGAGGCAAACCACGAUACCCAGCAUCAACUUUGCCUUGACCAACUUCUUGUUCACUGUGGAUCAGAUGCGUGAGAAAGUAGCUUUGGAUUCAGGCGGCCUAGCCAAACUUGUGCGUCUGAAGAACGAUGAAAUGAGACUACAGCUCAAGCUCUCCAUGAACUUGAUGAAAUUGAGGACCAAGAGGAAGCUCAAGUACGAUGACCUCAAUAAGAAGACCCAUAAGCUCAUGAAGAAGAACGUGCCCCUCGAGGCAAAGGAGCAGAAAGAGCUCGAGACACUAGGCACAAAGUCAAGGGAGGCUGAGAGCGUAUACGAGAACAUCAAUACCCGUCUAAAGCUUAUUCUUCCAGAGAUUCUUGCUUUGCUCGAGGAAUACGUCGACCUGAUCACCAAGCUCAUCGUGAGCAGCCACACGCAGACAUACAAGCAGAUUGUGGAAGAGAUUCACGAUUUCAUGGAAUUUCACGGCUUCCCUCACGACGACAAGCGUGAAAACCUGGAGGAAUACCAAGCUAUCAUGGAUGCCUGGGAGACUGCCGUCACACCAACAAGACUCCGGAUUGAGUCUUUUGUUUCGUCCAUCAAGGACAGACACCCCGACAGAAUUGACGAAGAUAUCGAGGACAAGGACAAAUCCUCGAAGAUGUACAAGGCCUGGCUGCUGGCCACGCUGAAAGUCACCGAUAAGCUGCACAAGGUCAAACCCAAGGACCAUGUCAAUGGCAUCUUUGGCGAGUACAUGACCGCAGACCCUCUUCAGUCGUUCCUCAAGUAUGAAACAGAGGACAUGAACCAAUCAGAACGUUAUCACCCUCAGAAGAUGUUGAAAGUCACAGACGUUCAUGUUCCAGAGAGAGAUGUCAAGGCACCACCUCCACUUCCACCUCGUGAUGAUCUCCAUCCAAUAGCAUUAUCCCCACACAUUGGAGUAAUGCCCUCUCCACACACGGGUCAUUGGAAUGAUUACGAGGACUCAAUUGAUCAGGACUCGGACACGGAUCUCUCGUUAUCUUCAGAUAAGAGUGACGACGAGAAAUCGAUACUAUCAUCCGAUAUGCUAGCUGCGGACGUUCCACCAGACAAGAGCGUCCAAAAGCUUAAGGUCAUCUACAACGAGUCGAAGAAUGAUAUUGUGGAAUUUCCCAUCACAACGACAAAGUGGCCUCAUUUCAGUACCAAUAAGAAUGUUUUCGACAAGACCUUUUCAACAUCAUAUAAGUUGAUUGAACUUAAUAAGUUCUUUGAGAGUGCAUUGGGCUCCCUUGACGGCGAUGGUACCAAAGAACAAUGGGUUGCCACAGAGGACUUCGAAGGAAGAGAACCAGGUGAUCUCUCUUUCAAGGAGGGCGAUGUUCUUGACGUCAUUCUCGACCUCCAAAAAUAA